CUCAGUCCAGACUCUGGCCGCCGAAGUCACGCUACCGCGCGUUCCCGCGGGCGGAGUUUUUCCACGGGCACCGCGUACCCGGUUUAGUUUAGUUAGUGCCAGCGACCGACUCGCGAACGAGCCAGGAAAUUCACCGAGCUGCUCCCUUCCCAUCCACCGCGGCGUGCCCGUCCCCUCUCCUCCUCCAGCUCCGGCUGCGGCGAGCCACCCCGGAGCCACCGUGUCCUCCGGCGUGGUCCAGACCGACCGCCUCGAUGCCGUCUGACGAUCAUCCUCCCCUCCCCGUCAAUCCAUGCGACGGACCACCAGACCCGAAGCACGAAUGCUCGCCUCCUCCGCUUCUCCCUCCCCCGUCGCUUCACCCACCACCACCACCUACUUCCUCCUCUGCGGCCUCGCACGGCAGGAGCACCUUCGUCACCGCUCUCGUCAUCGCCGGCUCGGUGCUAGCCUUCCUCGCCCUCUGCCUCUCCGUCUUCUUCUUGGCCCGCCGCUGGAGGCGGCGGUGGCGGCGGCGGCAGCGAGAGGCGCUUCUCGAGGCCGCCCUGGCCCCAGCGGCGGCGCCCCCCGACGGCGGCGCCGGCCUCAACCCCGCGGGUGAGGAAGUCGUGCACCACGCGUGGCACAUCCGGACCGUCGGGCUCGACGAGGCGGCGAUCGAGUCCAUCGCGCUCACGCGGUACCGCGCCGGCGGCGCGCUCGGCGCCUCCGACUGCACCGUCUGCCUCGGCGAGUUCCAGGACGGUGAGCUCCUCCGGCUGCUCCCCAAGUGCGCCCACGCGUUCCACGUCCAGUGCAUCGACACCUGGCUCCGCGCCCACGUCAGCUGCCCGCUCUGCCGCGCCAGCGUGACGGACCCCGCUGCCGAGCAACCCGACCCACCAACGCCUCCCGGCGCCGCGGCCGGCGCCGCCGCCGAACAGGAAGAACAAGACGCGGGGAUCAUCGGAGCCCCGGAACACGAGCAGCCGGGUCAGCACGGGGACGAACAGCGCGACCAGCCGAGCAUCCCGUCGGAGCUACCGCACCGGCGCCCCGGUCCACGGGGGCGCAGCUUCCAGUUCCGGCGGGUGGCUUCCAUGGACUCGCCGUCGCCGGUAGCGUCGGCCGAGGAAGACGAGCAGGCCGGUGGCGAGAAGCAGGGGACAGGGGUUGCUGUUUGCUGCGAGGUGUCAGCAGGAUCCGACCGUCUGAACCGCGCCGCCAUGAAGAGGUCGCUGUCCGCCGGCAGCCGGUGGACGCUGCUCUCGCGGCAUUGCCGCGCGCGCACCUCGCUUCUGCCAUUGUGACGGCGCGGGGAUCGCCAUCUGCUGCCGUGCUGCGUAAUGGUGAAACUUUUGCCGAGCCCACCCAGAUCACGCCUGUUCUUGAAUGCUCGUAGCCAUGAUCAGCACAGUUUGCAAGUUCAGAGCAGUGGGUUGGCUGCACUACGUACUCUGCAUUUCGGACACAGAAGAGGAACCGCGCGCUGGAGAAUCAUUUGUACAGUCUCGUUUUUUCGAGACUUUGUAUCUUGGUGUUCAGCUUGUUCUUUGCAAGAUUUUGAGGAAUGCCUGGAUUGUGUGCAUUCAAGUGUUCGAGUAAUCCCUGGUCUUAACCAAACCUCUCUUCAUGAAUCAUGAUAGUGCUGUAUACAAAUCCGAAAGUUCCUGGUGCCGUCAUUUUUAACUGAAAUUCCAUCUGUUCAUACGGGGCUAUCUAUCUAGAUUUCUUUUUUUCCCCAUCUUGUACGGCAGGCUCACGACAUUUUGACUGAAAUUCGUAUUUCCUA
Panicum virgatum (switchgrass) is the source of this 1771-nucleotide messenger RNA. Its product is annotated as RING-H2 finger protein ATL64-like. Bases 255 to 1289 code for a protein of 344 amino acids. Lineage: Eukaryota; Viridiplantae; Streptophyta; Magnoliopsida; Poales; Poaceae. The record is from RefSeq and is a predicted model, not a curated record. Gene Ontology annotation, biological process: protein ubiquitination. The transcript has a single exon. Gene Ontology annotation, molecular function: transferase activity.